Hypoxylon trugodes is the source of this 1359-nucleotide messenger RNA. RefSeq lists its product as uncharacterized. Bases 45 to 1199 code for a protein of 384 amino acids. The record is from RefSeq and is a predicted model, not a curated record. The transcript has a single exon. Lineage: Eukaryota; Fungi; Ascomycota; Sordariomycetes; Xylariales; Hypoxylaceae.
UUCAAUUCCACCAUCGAACACAACCACAUCACUCGGAGGCCACAAUGAUUCGGCAUCCGCUACACACGGCCAUAGGCCGCACAAGACCCGACAUAACCCGAUUAACAGACGGCAUCGCAAAUUCCUUAAGACAAUUCUCCAUAUCCGCGCACCGAAGUGCCGGUCCCGAUAACAACUCCAAUAACGAUAAUCCUUCUCGAAGGCCGAGUAGCCGCGAACGUGCUGCUGCUGCUGUUGACGAGUUAAUUGCUACGAUCGAUAACGUCGCUUCUUCUUCCCCGUCACGACAGACUUUCGCUACGAGCUCGGGAGCUAGACCUACGGGGAAUGGGGAGAGUUUGGGUUCGAACGCAUUUACGCCGCGAUCUCAAGGCCCGAAUGUAAUCACCGUCAAGAGCCCACGCGGCGGCCUCAAUUUCCGGCGUGUCGCAUUCCCCGAACCCGGCUCAGAUGGCAGAGCUCCUAAUAUCAUCCGCGGCGGUUUCCGAGGUCGCGGACGGGGACGGGGACGUGGUGGUGGACGAGGAGGUAGACGAGACGACCGACCGCGAAGGGGACGCCGUAGAGAUGGCGAAGAUGGGGAUAGACGCUUUGGGGGAGCGGAUAAUACACCCCUAAUAGACGAUAGUCCACGCGUGAGAGCGUACCUCGAAGAACGGGAUACCGGGUCAACAUUACCGUAUAACCCCUCGCUAACCCUUGAGUCACUUGCCGGGUGGGGUCCUGCGGUCGGUACGGGAAAUUCGUAUGCGCAGGGGGAGACGGCGUUACGACAGGCGAGGGUAUUAGGUGGGGGACAGCAUUUCCAUCCGCAGCACUAUGUCUGGCCGAAUACGAUUCGUGAGUGGUAUGGCAAGAGUACCGAAACGGGUCUUUUUGUGCCGCCGUCGGAUGACGCUAGGUUGUGGACAAAACAGGUGCUUAAGGAUAGGCCGAUUGAGGCACCGGAAGAGGUUAAGACGGCGGUGUUGGAGGAUGCGCUGCUGGGUAAAUAUGAUGGGCCUAAGUAUGCGGAUCCGAGCGAUACGAUUGGGACGCUGAAGAGCUAUAUGAAGAGACAUGGCACUUGGAGGGCGCAGGCGGAGAGGGGUAUUGAAGAGAAGGUUAGGAGUCUAUUGGGACAGUCUGCCGGAGGAGCUGCUGCGGCUACUGCUAAGGCUGGUGGUGCGAGAGCGAAGGAGGUGAGACCUAAGGCAUGAUCUAUAGCUAUAUGAAAAGCCUUCAGCUCUAUUCUACUCUACUAGAGUUAAGAUGUGUACAUAUGAUCCUGAAUCCUGAAUGUUAGAUACGGGUCUGGAUUUAUUUUGCAGCAUCAUGAGACGCUUGUAACAACACCUAGUCUAGUGUACAUCUAUAUAU